Molecule: messenger RNA, 960 nt
Organism: Abrus precatorius (Indian licorice)
Lineage: Eukaryota; Viridiplantae; Streptophyta; Magnoliopsida; Fabales; Fabaceae
Product: peroxidase P7-like
Exons: 3
Coding region: 1-960 (319 amino acids)
Biological process (GO): hydrogen peroxide catabolic process; response to oxidative stress
Molecular function (GO): peroxidase activity; heme binding
Source: RefSeq, a predicted model, not a curated record
AUGGCAUCGCGUGGAUAUUUCUUUGUUCUUCUCCAUGCAUUUGUAUUUGCAACUCUUGCAACCUCAGCUUUCUCACAAUUGUCAACUAAGUACUACGACUACACAUGCCCCAAUGCUUUAAGCACCAUCAAAAGUGUAGUUGAGGCUGCGGUGCAGAAAGAGCGUCGUAUGGGCGCAUCUUUGCUACGUUUGCACUUCCAUGAUUGCUUUGUUAACGGCUGUGAUGGUUCAAUUCUUCUAGACUCAACAUCCUCCAUUGACAGCGAAAAGAAUGCAUUUGCCAACAACAUGUCUGCACGAGGAUUUGAAGUGGUGGAUGAGAUCAAGCAAGCGGUGGACGAAGCAUGCGGAAAACCUGUUGUUUCUUGCGCAGACAUAUUGGCUGUAGCCGCUCGUGACUCUGUGGUUGCGCUAGGAGGGGCCACAUGGGACGUGAGACUUGGAAGAAGAGACUCCACUACAGCAAGCCGUGAUGCUGCAAAUGCCAACAUUCCAGCACCAUCUUUCAAUCUUCCAGAACUUAUUAGCAACUUCAAGAACCAUGGUCUUGAUGAGAAGGACCUAGUUGUUCUUUCUGGAGCCCACACAAUUGGAUAUGCACGUUGUGUUUCGUUUAAGGAUCAUAUCUACAAUGACUCUAACAUCAAUCCCUACUUUGCACAAAACCUUAAAUACAUUUGCCCAAGAAAUGGAGGUGAUUUCAACCUUUCACCACUGGACCCAACUCCUGCACGCUUUGAUGUUGCCUAUUUCUCUGAUCUGGUUCAAAAGAAUGGACUUCUUCACUCUGAUCAAGAACUUUUCAGUGGUGGUUCUACUGAUGCAAUGGUUAAACAAUACAGCUAUGAUACCGUGGCUUUCUACAAGGACUUCGCCAACUCCAUGAUUAAGAUGGGAAAUAUUCAGCCCCUUACCGGGAAUCAAGGUGAAAUUCGUGUUAACUGCAGGAGGGUGAACUAA